Messenger RNA from Astyanax mexicanus (Mexican tetra), 2808 nucleotides. RefSeq names its product sosondowah ankyrin repeat domain family Ca (gene sowahca). The record is from RefSeq and is a predicted model, not a curated record. Lineage: Eukaryota; Metazoa; Chordata; Actinopteri; Characiformes; Acestrorhamphidae. Gene Ontology annotation, molecular function: protein binding. The transcript has a single exon. The coding region runs from base 201 to 1901 and encodes 566 amino acids.
GGAGUUGCUGGGAGCCAACAGGGAGGAUCCAGGAGUCCAGUUUCAUCCACCCUGAGCUCAGAACACACUGCGACCCCUGCCUGCAUCUCUACCCCUGAUUUAUUCCUGUUUAAACCGCUGCGCUACUUUAGAUGAGGAAAAACGGGAUGGAGCACAAACUGCAUCCAUUACUCUGUUUAUAAACAUCUCAGAACAGCAGGAUGGAGUGCACCCAGGAGUCUGUGCUGGAGUUCCUGCUGGAGAAAGGGGGGCGUGUGAGGAAUAAGGAGCUGACAGAGCAUUUUAAAGAGUUCCUCACUGGAGGGAAGGACAGGACUGUGGCCAGGGAGACCUUCAAACGGUUUGUGGAUAACAUUGCCUACGUUAAGCAGGAGAACGGAGAGAAGAUGGUGUGCUUAAAGAAGAAGUACCGGGAGAUGAAGAGGAGGAUGAGGGAUGCAGAUCAUGAUGAGGGUCAUGCAGAGAAUAAUAAUCUGAGGUGUGAAGAUGAAGAUGACAGCCAUGGUCGGGAGACUAAUGGUCAGGGGAAUAAGAGGAUGCUCAGUGCUGUGGGUGGGGAUGCUGAUGAUGCUGGUGGUGGUGAUGAUGCUCAUGAUGAAAAAGAAAAAGAAGAAGAAGAAGACAAAAGAAUGGAUGUGUCAGACUCAGAACCAGUAUCUGACUUGUGUGUUUCAGACAUUGCCCUGAUUGAAGUGACCAGCUCUGACUUGGCACAGGAAGAACAGAAAGGAAAGGACUGUGGAAAAUGUUCUGGGAAUGCCAGAGAGGCAUGUGAAGCUGAGCAUGAUGUAACUGAGGUCACGACCUGCCCUACUUCCACUUCUGGAAAACUGGCCAAUCACGCGGAGCAUGAAUCCAUGGAUUGUAAAGGAGCUCUUGCGGCUCAACUGGCAAGCCGCCGCAGAUCCUCUCGAGGGUCGCAGCGAAGCCUGGUUGCUUCCUUUGACGAUGGCGUAAGCGAAGUCGACGCUCUAGGUGCCUCAGGUUUGGGCGCAGAAGUUGGCACAGGAACACCAAGAGGGAGCCGAAGGAGCUUUGUGGAGAUCAUGAUGAGCAGUUCUCCACAGGUGAGGCGCAACCUGUUGCGCAGGAGCUCCCAAAGUCAAAUGAUGAGCCGAAGACGAGAAUCUCUGAAGAGCGAUGGGGAUUCGGGUUCUAUUCUGUCCUCUGUGGACGAGGACUGUGCUUUGGUAUCUCUAGACCCUCUCGAGCAUGAGUGGAUGAUGUGUGCCAGUGAUGGGGAGUGGGACAGUCUCCAGCGUCUUCUGGAUUGCGAGCCGAGUCUUGUCACCAAGAAGGACUUUGUGACCGGCUUCACGUGCCUGCAUUGGGCUGCCAAGCAAGGAAAACACGAGUUGCUCGCAAUGUUGGUCACCUUCGCCCAGCAGCACUCUGUCGCUGUCAACGUGAACGCCCGCUCCAGUGCCGGGUACACCCCUCUCCACCUAGCAGCCAUGCACAACCACAUAGAGGUCAUGAAGCUGCUGGUUGGAGCCUACAAUGCGGACCUUGAGGCGAGGGACUACAGUGGGAAGAAGCCUUCCCAGUACCUCGAUCCCUCGGUGGCGAAGGACAUUCAGGAUAUUGUAGGAGCUUGCAAGGACUUUGACUUGGGUGUUGAAAAUGUAGAGUACAGUGCUGGAUGGUGGCGCCUUCCCAAAGUUCUCCAGUCCAACCUUAACCCAUUGAGACUUCUCAACCCGCUGGAGGAACCUGCGUCUGACGGCCAGGCCAAGCCAAAAUCGCUGUAUCGCAAGGCUUCCAUUGGCAGGAUCAAGCUAAAUAGAGGCAAGAUAAGGACUCAGAUAGUUCACAGCACCUCAUUCAGAGAGACAGAAGAGGGCAACCGGUCCCUGAAGAGUCCGGUCAAGUCCAGACCCGUAUCUAACCUCUUUGGAUAAUAGAGGAACGUCUCUGAACGAGGACCUUUCCUGAAACUGUCCCAAUUUUACCUCUUAGGUGCUGUCGGACAGUGUAGCAUUGUUUCACCCCCUGAAGCAUUCACGCGGCACUAAGCUCCCCGUUUCGCUAAUGGGCUUAAACACUCAGAUAUGCCUGGAUAUCCAAGCACUUAGGCUCUUUAACAAGAACGAAUUAAAAAACAAAUUAGUAAAGCUUUAAUCUAUGUUGUGAAAAUGUGACCAAUAGGGAUUAGCACUACUGGACCAAUGCAUUUGACACUUUGCUAUAUUUUAAGGUAGAAUUUUAAAUACACAGUUUAAAUACAUGGUUAAGAUGUAGAUGAAGUACAGGUAUUUUAUUUCAGAGUGGGUUUAGUGUUAAAAUUCUCUGACAAUUGGGAAAAAAUAAUGAGAAUGGUGGUGAAUGGAUUUAAAUUAUUCUCAACAUUCCAUAUUAAAAAUGUCUAUAUUUCUGUUGUAGGUAUAGAAGAAGGAUGCUUGCAUUUAUUCACCACAAGUAAAGAAAUCUGAGUCAGUAUAUUUCUCUACAAUCAAUCACAAUCACCAAAUCCUGCUCUUUUUAUCUCUUUUUAACAUGAAUUAAGAAUGUAGGUGAAUCAGUGGAAUUUCCCUUUAACCUGGGAUGCUAGCUAGUGAAUUUCUGAAGCACAUUCAUGCUAUAAAGUUGUGAAAUAUAAAAUAUGCACGCUGCCUGCUGUAAACCUGGUGUAGUUUUUGCACGGUUCUGUUUUGGGUGUUCUGAUGGUGAACAGUGUGCCUUUACUGCUCCUCCGUCUUCCGGUCCUUAACUGGAUUAAUGUUGCUGUUCUGAUGCUUAAAAACACUUUACAAUAAGGAUACAUCAAUUAACAGCACUUCCUAAAGUAAUAUAUAUAUAUAUAUAUAU